UGUGGACGGAGGUCUAUAUGAAUUUAGAAUUUGACGUGCAGGAAGCAAGCUAGGAUUUUUAUUCAGCUGUUAAUUAAUUCAUAUUUUGCUUACUCCAUCCCACACACACACUCCGAAGUAACCCCCCAUGUUCACUGAAAUUUAUUAAUAUACAAUUAUUUCAGAUACACUACCAACAAGUGGAUUGUCAUGCAUCCUGACCUGUCACAUCACCUGCACACUGAAAGGUGUAAUGUCCUCAUCGAGGCUCUCAUGAAGUGUCACGAAGAACACAAAGUGGGAAAGUUUUUUGGAAAAUGUAACGAGUUUGACAGUGCUGUAAAUAGGUGUUUGAUAAAAGAGUACCAUGCCAGACGAGAUGCCAACAGAUUCAGAAAAAGGAAACAGAAAGCAGCAGAACAAGACUCUAAGACACAAGUUUAAAUGGAUAUGGUCUACAUGUACCAGAUACUUGUGAUAAAAUUAAGUGAACACAUUAAAACACGCAAACUAUCCCUGUAUACAACAUGCUGAUAGGCAUUCAAACACGGGUUAUGACUAUGAACCAAUGUGUUAGUUGCUGUGAUCAAUAAAUAUAACGUUACUUUUAUUUUACCUUUUCGAAGGCUACAUGUACUUCCUUUUAGGAAGAUUUAUCAUUAUAUUAUAUGUGUACAAAGUUAGUUUGGUAAAGUUUUAAAAACACUCAUUAGAUCUCAACCUUCCAUACUCUGUUUUUAGUAGUCUGUUAUAAUUUGUCUGAUGGCCCAAGGUGAUUGCUAUUAGCCAAGGGUGACUAUGAAUUUUAAGAAGGUAGUUCGAUGGGCAGCCAUCGGUUUUUGAUGCAUUAAAAAUAUCGAUGUGCUAGAAUCAGUUAUACAUGUAUGCAGCCAAUUUAAUAGUUUUGAAUAAUGAACUUAUUUUAAUUGACCCAAAUGGCCACUAUAUGUAUGUUUACACCCCCAUACCAUACCCCUGAUUCUAGAUAAAGACAGGUCUGCGAAAUAUCACUUAUGUAAUUUGUGGUUCGGAUGGCCUAUCGGUGUGGUGUCCAACAGUAUAUAGGCCCAGACCCUAGUUUCAGCCAGUGAAAAUGAACACUAAAUUUAGUUAAUCUACAAACCUGCAACACAUUUGGAUAAGGUUAGAGCAAAGCUAAAGCCUGUGAUGUUUAAACGGGGAAAUACCAUCUAAAAAUAACUAGAGCUUGUCUCGAUAACUAUUACUUCUCAGACAAACAUGCUUUUUUAGAAUUAUGAAAUGGCAUUUUGGGAUAUUACAAAAAUCUGAAUGACCAGGACCACUUCAGGUGUACGAAAAUGGAUGUACUAAAUAAAAAAUGUAAGUACUUCUAAUUUAAAUGAUCAAAAAUGACUUUAAUAGUGGAAAAUAGGUUGUAGUGUUUAAAAACUAGGGUCUGUCAUUUUAAUGGUAUGACAUGCAUGUGUCUGAUUAGCUAUAUCUGUAAUGCUGAAAAACAGAUACUAUCCAAUUAACUAAAUGUGUAAUAUUGACAAAGAGACGGAUCUGAUAUAUGUAGUAUGGAAACAUUUAUAACAGGCCUGGUGCUUAUAAAUAUUUUAGAGUCUAAACUCGAGACUCUAAUAGAGUCUGAGACGUGAACGUCAUGGCAACGCCAUACAAAUUGUAUGAGUGUGACGUCAUUAGAGAUUGAGUCUGGACUAAAAAAUGUAUAAGCACGGGCCCAGAUCUGAUUAGCUAAGCCUAUCAUAAAUAAAAAUAAAUAUUUGUUUUUAUAUAUAAAAUGAUUUAACGUAUCGGACUAGCUAAAUGUUUCAUACUAAAAAUAUCUGUUAUAGAAAAACUGGUCAUUACUGCCCAUAUUUUUUAUCAAAAUGAUAAAUUUUUGAAAACAUUACACACAUCGUGGCAAACACUUAAAUAAAGUUUUCUAAAGCCCCUAAGAGUGUUACAUAAUUUUUGAAUGACCCUAUCUUGCUUUCAUAUCAAGAUAAUGAAUUUCCAUUCUUCUAUUAAAAUGUUUUGAUCUAAGCCAGUGUUUAGUAGUAUCGAGUUCAGAGGGUACUUGCAUUAACGUGUGUGCACAUUUUAUGUGCAAAUUAUGCAGAUGUCCGUGACGUAUAUUAUUAGACGAUUCUGUUUGUUGUUGAAUUAAUGAUAAACGCAUUGUUUUCUGGGGCAUAGUCAUGUUAACAUUAACAUAAAAAUUUACUAGAUUUGUAUUUUUAGCAAUAAAACUGCAUUAAUCCUA
Gigantopelta aegis is the source of this 2212-nucleotide messenger RNA. RefSeq names its product COX assembly mitochondrial protein 2 homolog. Gene Ontology annotation, cellular component: mitochondrion. The transcript has 4 exons. Bases 190 to 423 code for a protein of 77 amino acids. Lineage: Eukaryota; Metazoa; Mollusca; Gastropoda; Neomphalida; Peltospiridae. The record is from RefSeq and is a predicted model, not a curated record.